Messenger RNA from Solenopsis invicta (red fire ant), 1502 nucleotides. Its product is annotated as perilipin-1. The coding region runs from base 356 to 937 and encodes 193 amino acids. The record is from RefSeq and is a predicted model, not a curated record. The transcript has 3 exons. NCBI's taxonomy places the organism in Eukaryota, Metazoa, Arthropoda, Insecta, Hymenoptera, Formicidae. Gene Ontology annotation, biological process: lipid storage; positive regulation of triglyceride storage. Gene Ontology annotation, cellular component: cytosol; lipid droplet.
ACAUUUUCUCAAAAAUCACAAGAUUAUACAAAAAUUCUGAAAAAAAAUUGCGAAAAAUUAUAAGAAAAAAUCUGAGAAAAGUUUUCACCAGUGUUGACUUCGUAUUUCGCGCGCGUCGCCGUCAUGAGCAUCGACGCGAGGCGGUCGAUGAGAGACACCGAGAGGCGCAUGCAGGGCUGCGUCGACGAUCGACGCGACGCGAAGUACUCAGGGGUAACGAGGGACGGCUUCAUGUCGCCGGUCUGCCGGACAAGCUAAAUUUAGAAGUCACGGACGACACGCGAGCCUCGACCUCUCUCAGACGGCCGCGGUCCGUCCACCGUCGUCGCGAGCCGCGGGGUGUCUGGCCGGAGCGAUGGCGGGUUCCGAGACGUCACGCGAGAUCAGGGAGAGACCCUCGGCUAUCGUGCGCAUCGCAUACCAUCAACUGAGCGUUAUGUGCGGCACGCGCGAUCCCACCAAGCCGAGCGUUCCGGCGGCUACAAAGGUGGACACGCGCGGCAUGGUGUUCACGCGUCGCCUGCUGGGCCUCCCGGUGUUCGCCACAAUGACAUCAGCGUUCUGUGGCGCGUACGAGGCCGCGCGAAACUCCCACGAGUCGGUCGCGACGGUACUGGGCUACGCGGAGGACGGGAUGCGCGCGAGCCUGGAGUUCGCCAGCCCCGUCACCGACAGGGUCGCCGGUUUCCUGGAAACGCCGCUCAAGACCGUCGACGACGCGGCGUGCGUCGGACUGGACUUCGUGGAGGAGAAGGUGCCCUCCGUGAAGCUACCACCUGGCCAGAUCUACGCCAACAUGAGGGAUAGCGUCAGGAAUAUAUUCACGUCGGCGUUAGAAACUCUCAGGCUUUUGUUUGGUGGGCCGAAGGACCGAAUAGAGGACUUGUCGAUUGCGAGCGAGACCGCAAAACAGGGAAUCCGGAAAGUGUCUAGUUGAAUUGUGAAAAUGCGAAGGACGAUUCGCACUCGGGCUUUCAUCGUGGAGUGCACUGUGAUGUUCCGAGCCACACGAUUCAAACACCACGCGUUUCAUACCAAAAAUGCACGAAUCUCAAAUCCAUUUCAGACAAUCUGCCAGAAUUCAGGACAAAAUCUUAUUUUAAUAGGAAUAGAAUUCUAUAAAUAGAAUUAUGUGUGUAAAUAUAAUUAUAUAUAGAAAUAUAUAUAAUUGUAUAAAUAGAAUUCUAUCCUGAAAUCAGGCAUGAAUUACAAUUAAGUCGUUUAAAGCGGAUUUCAACUAACAUAAACAUUGCGAUAUAAAAAUAUAGUCAACUAAUCGAUACAAGAUGCAAUCGUCUCGAUGAUAAAUGAUACUAGAGGCGGUAAGUGGCACAAACGCGAUGCUCAUCGCAAAAUAAAUAACAAAUGAACUCGUUAAGAGACCUGGUUUAGAGAGACUUUCUAAUAAAUGGUCUCUAGUCCGCGCAUCUGAAUGCGAGAUAUCUUUGUACGAUAGCUGUUUUAUGUUAUUCAAAUUAAAUAAAUUUGUGUUUUCGUUUUUA